AUGGCCCACCAGCAAGCCCAGUCGCUCGCCAUCGGCAAGCAGCAAGCCCCUUUGAAAACAGACCAGGCUUGGGGGCGGAUGACUUGGACGGUGGGAGGGAGGGGAGGGAGGGGAGGGGAGGGGGCCUUCUGCUGCAUGGGCGUCGGCCCGGCCAGCUUGCUCAUCAAGUGGUGA
Molecule: messenger RNA, 174 nt
Organism: Plenodomus lingam JN3
Lineage: Eukaryota; Fungi; Ascomycota; Dothideomycetes; Pleosporales; Leptosphaeriaceae
Source: RefSeq, a predicted model, not a curated record